CGUCUUCAUGCAACCAUGCCGGCCCCAAGCACCCCCAGUUGUGCGCACCCACGCAUUUGAGCUCUGCCCUCUUUUACCAUAUACAGCACUGCUCUUGCAUGUUUCCUGUUUGUGAGCUGUCAGUCCUGCAUAUGAUUCCACUUAUCUUUCCUGAUACAUAUCCAGAUAUCCGAACCAGGAAACUCUUGUUAGAAUAGAAUGUUCCGAAUUCCUCGCUUAAUUGUAACACGCACCAGUCCAUGCCGAUUUUCUGCCUUGUAUGCAAACGAAAAAGAAGAACUUUUAGUCACUAAGAAUGUGUUUUACAAAUGUUCCAGUUUCAAAAAGGCUUGUUGGUGGCAUUGGGGAUGUUGCCCUUGUCUUGUUUUGUGAGAACAAGGCUGCGCUCAGACAUUCGAUUAGACAGUCAUUUACUGCAAAUCAAUGCUGAUCGAUGGAAAUUCUGUUGAAUGUACACCAUAUCCUCCAUUUCAAGUUACAAACGUGCUAUUCCAUCUGACUUCCGACUCUCUAACUGAGUUGUGGUGAAAGCGGACCUGACCUUUCUUCUCUUAGGUAUCUUUCAGAAAGCAAACUUCCUGCCAUUACAAUCCUCGAAGUGACGCAUUAUGGGCAAUCCAGCCACAGCACCACGAACACACUUGACCGUCGAGGCUGUACGCGAAAUUUUCAACUUGCGUCCACAACUCUCUCCGAAUGGGUUCCUUGAUGCCUCGAACCAUGACAACUGUCCUCGGGCUGUUGCGAAACGCUAUGGUGUCACUUCUAAGGUGGUUCGAGAUAUCUGGAACAGAAAAACAUGGGUGCAUGCAACACAAGAGCUCUGGACUCAGAAGGAGAAAUUGGUUCACUUGUUCGAGACUGCCUCACCAGAUCGUCGUUGCAAAAUUUUGAGCACUUUAGAUGGCGAGCAAAAGACUGCCUUUCAGGAAAUUUUGAGGACGACACGUAGGCGACCUGGGCGUCCAGUUGGUGCUAAGGACUUUGGACCUAGGAGUGAUAACAGGCUGAAAGCCCCGAAGCGGGAGCAACAAGAAUACUUCAACAAACAUGAAUGCGAUUCAAGUGCGGAGAACUCAAGUGUUGAAUCUUCGAUGACCAUGCAUGAUGAAGCUUCAAGUCUUGAUGACUCUUCAGAAGCCAGAAUUUCUAUUGGCGAGCUAUGUGCUUCUACACCAACUAGUUGUGGUACUGCUAGAAGGUGUUUUCCCAGCUUUGCAGAUGCCUUUAGGAUCAAAAUUGAUCCUGCGUGCUGAGUUCUUGAAAUGUGACAUUCCUUGCCUUUUUCUCUUGCCUUCACCCAUUGAUUUUAGCCUCUUUCUAAUAUACAAUUAGUUUUUCAGCAGUUCGGUCUCCCGCAAGUGAUGUUUGCUGACUGUAAAUUUUUGCCGUGGAAUUCGUGUGUGCUCGCGACGCUACCGACUCUUGAUUCUUUGGUGCGAUCUUGUACACAAUAUUAAAGCAAACUCACUGAUG
Messenger RNA from Guillardia theta CCMP2712, 1476 nucleotides. RefSeq lists its product as hypothetical. The transcript has a single exon. The coding region runs from base 609 to 1256 and encodes 215 amino acids. NCBI's taxonomy places the organism in Eukaryota, Cryptophyceae, Pyrenomonadales, Geminigeraceae. The record is from RefSeq and is a predicted model, not a curated record.